Molecule: messenger RNA, 1522 nt
Organism: Folsomia candida
Lineage: Eukaryota; Metazoa; Arthropoda; Collembola; Entomobryomorpha; Isotomidae
Product: APOBEC1 complementation factor-like
Exons: 5
Coding region: 288-1301 (337 amino acids)
Cellular component (GO): nucleus
Molecular function (GO): mRNA binding
Source: RefSeq, a predicted model, not a curated record
AGUCGGCAUCUUCUUCUUGAACAACCAUCCUUCGUCCUCACUUCUUUUCAUCUUCCGGGAAGAUUCUUCUCUUUUUCUGUUCAUUUCUUCUCCGUUUUUCGACUAGGUUGGACGUGCGAGGUAGAGCUCGUCAAGAAAUUUUCACUUUACGCUUCUUUACUUUUUGUAGACGAAUCGAGUUUCAAGGUAGCUUUCUCGUCAGAUAAUUAGGGUUGUUUUUAGUAGGUCGUCUCUGCGAAAAGUGACUGAUAAGCGAGGUUUGUUAUAUUCUCAAGCAAGACGAAAUUAUGGCUUCGAAUUUCAAGACCGAGGUCGAGGAAGAAGAAAGAGAACUUCCGGAAACUUUUUCUCGCAUAGUCGUUGGAGAGAAUGCGGAACGUUUAGAUCCCCGUUCGUCCGUAUUGGCGAGAGAACAAAGAGAUAUGCAGAAUAUGGAGAAGUUAUUGACGAAAACCUUUGAAGAACUUGGUGCUCUCGCCGACGCGACAGGAAUGCCAAUAAUUCAGGAAAAUGGACAGAGAACAUUUGGACCUCGCCCAAAUGACACUCGGACCCCAAUGAAAGGGACUGAAGUAUUUGUUGGGAAAUUACCAAAAUAUAUGAACGAAGCUCAUGUUUACAACGUGUUUCGACCUAUCGGGGAAAUUUACCAAAUUCGUCUCAUGUUGGAUUUUAAUGGGCACAAUCGGGGAUUUUGUUUCGUUCAAUACUAUAACACUGAAGAUGCGAAGUGGGCGAUUGCCACUUUAAACCAUUACGAGAUUGCGGAAGGUCGACCAAUUGGAGUCACUGGAUCCGUUGACAAUUGUAAAUUGUUUAUUGGUGGUAUUCCAAAGGAUAAAAGUGAAGCGGAGAUAUUUCUUGAGCUUUCGAGAGUGACGGAUAACUUGGUGCGCGUCUUAGCUAAAGCUGGUAGAACGUCGGAAACGGUGAAUCGUGGUUUUGCUUUCGCAGAGUACGAAUCACAUAAAGAUGCUGCAAUGGCUCGCCGGAAGAUGAUCCCAGGAAAAAUUUUAAUGUGGGGUAAGCUUGUUCAUGUCGAUUGGGCGGAACCCGAACAUCCAGAGACAGUCAACCGAAACUACGGGCUUUCGAGAACGGUUCAACAACGAACGAGUGGAAAGUUUUACAACUUCUUCGACGUAUUGGUGCCAAUGGAUCCCAUGGUGCACAUGAAUCCGAUGGCGUCGAUGAAUCACGUGAAUCCGAUGGCGUCGAUUAAUCACAUGUUGCCGAUGAAGCCAGAUUAUGGAAUGCAAGGAAACUUGGCAUGCUUUCCGAAUCCCUUUAAUUUUGUAUAAAAUCUACACAAAUUAUAUAUAUAUAUAUAUAUAUAUAUAUAUAUACGCAUAGAUUCAUAACAUAAUUGCGUCCGUAGUAUUUGCAUUAUGCAUGAAUUAAAACAUUUGGCCAAAACUAGGGAGUGUUUGUUACUAUAAUGUACAUAUAAUAUGAACAAUAUAAUUGUAUAAUAUGAAUGUGAGCACGAGUAUGAAUUUUCAAAGUAAAUAAUAAAUGUUUG